Oryza sativa Japonica Group (Japanese rice) is the source of this 2255-nucleotide messenger RNA. NCBI's taxonomy places the organism in Eukaryota, Viridiplantae, Streptophyta, Magnoliopsida, Poales, Poaceae. The record is from RefSeq and is a predicted model, not a curated record.
AAUCGUAAACAGCGCCGUCUUACCCUAGAUCUGGAAUAUGCCCAUGUCCAUGUACAUCCAAAGCCCGAUUCAACCAGUAACAGUGCGCCCAUUGCCGUCAUGGCCAUUCAUGUCUUAACCACCACUGCACCACCACUUGCUCUGCUGCCUCCUCAAUCAAGUGUCUGAAACUGCACAAGGGCCAGGAAGCAGCAGCAGCAAUGCAAGGUGAUCUUGCGUUGCGCGCCGGCGGUGAUAGGCUCUUGGUCGCCGACACGGUGGCCGCCGUGGUGGAGAGCUUGGUGCAGGCAUGGCGGCAGGUGAGGAUGGAGCUGCUGGUGCCGCUGCUUAGAGGCGCGGUGGUGGCGUGCAUGGUCAUGUCGGUGAUCGUGCUCGCGGAGAAGGUGUUCCUCGGGGUGGUCAGCGCGGUGGUGAAGUUGCUCCGCCGGCGGCCGGCGAGGCUGUACAGGUGCGAUCCCGUCGUCGUGGAGGACGACGAUGAGGCUGGCCGGGCGUCCUUCCCCAUGGUUCUUGUCCAGAUCCCCAUGUACAACGAGAAGGAGGUAUACCAACUAUCAAUUGGGGCGGCAUGCAGGCUCACAUGGCCGGCAGAUCGGUUAAUAGUACAGGUCCUGGACGACUCCACCGACGCCAUCGUCAAGGAGCUGGUGAGGAAGGAGUGCGAGAGGUGGGGGAAGAAGGGGAUCAACGUCAAGUACGAGACGCGCAAGGACAGGGCCGGGUACAAGGCCGGCAACCUCAGGGAAGGGAUGCGGCGUGGCUACGUGCAGGGGUGCGAGUUCGUGGCCAUGCUCGACGCCGACUUCCAGCCGCCGCCGGACUUCCUCCUCAAGACGGUGCCGUUCCUCGUCCACAACCCACGCCUCGCGCUCGUGCAGACGCGAUGGGAGUUCGUGAAUGCUAACGACUGCUUGCUGACGAGAAUGCAAGAGAUGUCAAUGGACUACCAUUUCAAGGUUGAGCAAGAGGCCGGCUCCUCGCUCUGCAACUUCUUUGGCUACAAUGGAACUGCUGGAGUGUGGAGAAGGCAAGUGAUUGAUGAAUCCGGUGGUUGGGAGGACCGAACUACGGCAGAAGAUAUGGAUCUGGCACUGAGAGCAGGACUGCUGGGCUGGGAAUUUGUCUAUGUUGGUAGCAUUAAGGUUAAGAGUGAGCUGCCGAGUACUUUGAAAGCCUAUCGGUCCCAACAACAUCGCUGGUCAUGUGGACCUGCACUCUUGUUCAAGAAAAUGUUCUGGGAAAUUCUGGCUGCCAAGAAAGUCUCGUUCUGGAAAAAGUUAUACAUGACAUAUGACUUCUUCAUCGCACGGAGGAUCAUAUCGACGUUCUUCACCUUUUUCUUUUUCAGCGUACUGCUUCCUAUGAAAGUUUUCUUUCCAGAGGUGCAGAUUCCUUUGUGGGAGCUGAUCCUCAUACCUACAGCUAUCAUUCUACUCCAUUCAGUUGGGACUCCAAGGUCAAUCCAUCUGAUCAUACUGUGGUUCUUAUUUGAGAAUGUUAUGGCAUUGCACCGGUUGAAAGCCACCCUGAUCGGAUUUUUUGAGGCUGGAAGGGCAAACGAAUGGAUUGUCACGCAAAAGUUGGGAAACAUCCAGAAGCUCAAAUCCAUUGUCAGAGUUACCAAGAAUUGCCGUUUCAAAGACAGGUUCCACUGCCUUGAGCUAUUCAUUGGUGGAUUUCUUCUUACGUCUGCAUGCUAUGACUACUUGUACAGAGAUGAUAUUUUUUACAUCUUUCUUCUGUCCCAAUCGAUCAUAUAUUUUGCAAUUGGAUUUGAAUUCAUGGGCGUCAGUGUCUCCAGUUAGAUCAAGGCAGGGCAAUUGCAAGAUCUGCUCCAGAAGCAGGAUCCAUGUUAAAGCAGUCAAUGGGGAACUCUUGUGCCUUGCAUGUGACAGGAAAGCUCAACGCUGCGGCAAUUGAGGGCUUCAACAAAUUGCGAUAAGCAUAUGGGAGAUAAGAACACAUUGAGCAAGAAGAAAAUCAUCUAGUAUUGUCAACGUAUUUAAUAGGCAAGUGCUAUCUUUAGUGAAGAGUAGCUUCGCAUCUUAUGUAACUUAGCAUGUUAAUAGUGACAAUUAUCAUUUCAGAGCUACAGAUAUUGUAGCACGACAUUUAACACCUAUGAACUUCAAUGGAAUACAUUUACGAUAACAAAACUGGAGGAAACUAUACGCUCUAAACCCGAUUUCAAGAAGGGGGAAAUCUACUGCCAAUGUACUAAUACAGUGUGCUUGGAAUCCUACAGUACUUCGCAA